UAAGGGGGCAGUAUAAAUAUGAACAUAUUAAAACCUGUGUUAGACUACUUACGAUCGAAUACCGUUCCCAAUGUACUGAGUUCAUUACAGUGAGAUUUGAUUCAUUAUUACUUGCAAAUAUGUGGAUUUUCACUACAUAUUUCUUGCUAUGGCUGAGCGGAUUCGAUUUCGCAUAUUCCCAUGACUGGACGGAGUACAACUACACUUCGCCGGAAACCUGCAAUGCGAGCUUCCCAGGUCCGAGCCUGGCCAGUAUGUGUAAUGACACCUCCUACGAUUUCUUUCUGUCGAUUCUAGAGACAUUUGUGGGUAGGAAACAAGAAAUUGCUCAAACCUGCGAACGCAUCACACCUAUCCAUACUCCGGAUGCCGAGUAUGACUUCAUCGUAGUGGGGGGUGGAGCAGCCGGUUCUGUCGUUGCUGCAAGACUCAGUGAAAAUUCGUCCUGGAAGGUUCUGCUUGUUGAGGCGGGCCCGGAGGAACCAGUAGGUGCAUCGGUUCCUGGUUUUUCUUUCUUAAUAUCCGAAUCAUCUGUCGAGUGGGGAUACCAGUCGACAAACGAGAGCUACGCCUGUCUCAGUUCGAAUGGUAGUUGUCCGAUCUCUGCAGCCAAAGCUCUCGGUGGAAGCAUGAUGCACAAUGAUAUGGUAUACAUGCGCGGCAGCCCGUACAUAUUCGAUGAAUGGGCUGCAAUGGGUAACGAGGGAUGGUCGUGGGAUGAAGUCUUGCCAUUUUUUAAGAUGUCCGAAAAUAAUGCUAAUAUCGAUAGUGUUGGUCGAGAGUAUCACGGCACGGAUGGACCGCUUUUUGUCGAAAGACUUCCAUCCAAACCACCUUUUGCAAAUGCAAUACUCGAGGCGGCCGAAGAGGCGGGCUUCGGCGUCAGCAAUGACCUCAAUGGAAAUGAUAGUAUUGGCUUCGCUGUAUUCCAAACAAUGACCCACCACGGUGCGAGACGCAGUAGCGCCGCGGCUUAUCUGCGACCAAUCAGAAACCGCACAAAUCUCCACAUCACUCUCAACUCCACCUGCACGAGGGUCGUAAUCGAGAAUGGACAAGCAGUCGGCGUUGAAUAUUACAAAGACGAGAAAUUGUACACGGUAAACGCAUCCAAGGAAGUCAUCCUCUCCGCAGGUGCCGUUGAGUCUCCUCAUCUUCUACUCCUCUCUGGAGUUGGGCCGGAAGAAGAUUUAAAAUCCAUGGGAAUCGACGUGGUCGACGAUUUACCUGGCGUCGGCAUGAAUUUCCAUGAUCAUAUAUUAUUCCCGAUUACGUUGACCAUCAAUGAGCUUGACGUCUACAACAAUUGGGCUGCUCUUGCUGAGUACAUCGGCUUCCAGACUGGACCGAUGUCCAGCACCGAACUGGGUCAAGUAAUCGGCGCCCUACCAUCCGGAAUUACUACACCCGACCUUCCGGAUAUUCAUAUAUACGGCUACGGUUAUACUGCCGCUUGCGUAGCCGAUUGGACAGGCGACGGUCAACGCGAAAUCAAUUUUUGGGCCGGUUACGAGCAUCCGAAAUGCAGAGGAAGAAUCAGUCUGGCUUCAUCGGAUCCUUUUGAGCAUCCUUCAAUCUGGGUAAACUAUCUCUGCGAUCCUGACGAUGUUUCCGGGGUUGUCAAAGCCAUCGAGUAUUCACUGGAAUUGGUCAAUACAACGGCCUUGAAAGCCUACAACACGACUUUGACCGCAACACCUCUCGAGGUCUGCUCAAAUUACACUUUUGCUAGCACGGAAUACUGGGAGUGCGCAGUUCAUUACAGUGCUUCUGGGGAAUUUCACAUCGCAGGCUCUUGCAAAAUGGGCCCAUCGUCGGACCUACUUGCUGUCGUCGACCCUCGGCUUCGAGUCUACGGAAUACAGGGACUACGCGUGGCGGAUGCUUCUAUUAUGCCGCAGGUGACUAGUGCUAAUAUUGGAUCAACUUGCGUCAUGAUUGGAGAACGAGCUGCGCACAUGAUCAAGCAAGAUUGGAAUUAUACAGAUGCAAUGUAAUAUUUUUCAUAAUACGGUAUAAUGUAACUUGUCCGCAGUACCGAAGGAUGUAAAAAUAGUUACUGAAAUUGAAAAAAAAAAAAAAUAAUAUUUUCAUCAAU
Molecule: messenger RNA, 2098 nt
Organism: Neodiprion virginianus
Lineage: Eukaryota; Metazoa; Arthropoda; Insecta; Hymenoptera; Diprionidae
Product: glucose dehydrogenase [FAD, quinone]-like
Exons: 7
Coding region: 120-1997 (625 amino acids)
Molecular function (GO): oxidoreductase activity, acting on CH-OH group of donors; flavin adenine dinucleotide binding
Source: RefSeq, a predicted model, not a curated record